AUGCUCUUCCUUGUGAGCGCACUCGCGGCUCCGCUGUCUUUGCGGACAGAGACAGUCAGCAACGUCACCUGCACAGACUCAAGCGUCACCCUCGACACGCACGAGACCGACGUCGCCCUGCUGCAGAUAUGCGGCGGCAUUUCCGGCUCCAUCGAGUUCUGCCAGGGCAACCCGACCACGACCACCGGCACCGAUGGUGGCUCCCAAUUCACGAUCACCCCCGUCGAGAAGGGCGCGACCAUCAACAUCAGCAAGGGCCGCUGGGAGCAGGGCAUAAAGGCGGUGGCUGCAACCUGUGGUCAGAACAAGCCGUUCACUGCGACGUUUACUGGCGGGGCGAGCACAGGCGACGUGAACGUGGCGUUGACGCAGGUCUGA
Molecule: messenger RNA, 378 nt
Organism: Postia placenta MAD-698-R-SB12
Lineage: Eukaryota; Fungi; Basidiomycota; Agaricomycetes; Polyporales; Adustoporiaceae
Exons: 2
Coding region: 1-378 (125 amino acids)
Source: RefSeq, a predicted model, not a curated record